GGCCUGUAGUGAGGCCCACCGAGAGAGACUGGGCCGAACACGUGCAAACUAUGGCGCAACAUCCGUGAUUCGAUCAGCAAAAAAACCGAACGCGAACAAACGAUCAAGUAAAAAACUUUCGUGAGAUUUAUAGCCACCAAAGAAAACGAACAUGCCUUCGGACUCCGCCAAAAAACGUCAAGCUAAGAAGAAAGCUGCAGCACAGUCGAGAGGAAAACCAAAGACAGCCGCCAACUCCACAGAAAAUGAUGAAACUGUUGAAGUUUCGUCGCGAGCGUGUACCGGCGUUUUGGGUUCGCAUCCCAUGUCGAAAGACGUUAAGAUUGAUAACUUUUCUAUAACAUUUCAUGGAGUAGAACUAUUAACAGAUGCUAAACUUGAAUUGAAUACUGGUCGAAAGUACGGCUUAAUCGGGCUCAACGGUUGUGGAAAAUCUACUAUGUUGACUGCCAUUGGGAAAAGAGAAAUUCCCAUUCCUGAGCAUUUCGAUAUAUUUCAUCUGACGAGUGAGAUUGAGGCAAGUGACAAGACUGCACUGCAAUGUGUAAUGGAAGUGGACAAAGAGAGACACAGACUAGAAGAGGAGGCCGAGGAACUCUCAAAGAUGGGAGACGAAGGACAUGACAGGCUGACAGAAGUAUUUGAGCGCUUAGAGGAGCUGGAUGCUGCCCAUGCAGAGGUGAGAGCAGCAGAGAUACUCCAUGGUCUUGGAUUUACAGGUGCCAUGCAACAGACCCAAACCAAAGAUUUCUCUGGUGGCUGGCGCAUGAGGAUAUCUCUGGCAAGGGCACUCUUUGUUAGACCAACCAUUCUUCUUCUCGAUGAACCAACCAAUCAUCUUGAUCUGGAUGCAUGUGUAUGGCUGGAACAGGAGCUAAAGGAGUACAAGAGGAUAUUGGUUAUAGUAUCUCAUUCCCAAGAUUUCCUAAAUGGGGUCUGCACCAACAUUAUUCACAUGGCUCUGAAAAAGCUCACAUAUUAUGGUGGUAAUUAUGAUUCCUAUGUAAAGACUAGGGAAGAACUUGAAGAGAACCAAAUGAAACAAUACAACCGUGAACAAGACCAGAUCAAACAUAUGAAGGAAUAUAUUGCUCGGUUUGGCCACGGUAGUGCCAAGCUUGCCAGACAAGCUCAGAGUAAAGAGAAAGUCCUUGCCAAAAUGAAGGCAAAUGGCCUCACAGAUAAAGUUGUCAAAGAUAAGGUUCUUACUUUCUACUUUAAUGAUUGUGGGACUUUAGCCCCGCCCGUCGUGCAAGUACAGCAUAUGAGCUUCCAAUAUGCCCCAGAUAAGCCUCUGAUUUAUAAAAACGUGGAGUUUGGCCUUGACCUCGAGUCUCGAGUGGCAUUAGUGGGACCUAAUGGUGCUGGGAAGUCCACUCUACUCAAGUUGAUAGAGGGGCUUCUAUCUCCAACCGAAGGCAUCGUUAGACGUCAUAGUCACUUAAAGAUUUGCCGUUAUCACCAGCAUUUACAAGACAUCCUUGAGCUUGACAUGUCAGCAAUGAAAUUUAUGAUGAAGUGUUUUCCUGAGAUUAAAGAGCAAGAAGACAUGAGAAGAAUCAUCGGAAGAUAUGGCCUUACAGGAAAGCAGCAGAUCUGUCCGAUGCGAAAUUUGUCUGAUGGACAGCGCUGCCGUGUGGUAUUUGCCUGGCUGGCUUUCCAGACGCCUCACAUGCUUCUCCUGGACGAACCUACCAAUCAUUUGGACAUGGAGACCAUUGAUGCUCUGGCAGAUGCUAUCAAUGACUUUGACGGCGGCAUGAUCUUAGUGAGCCACGACUUCCGGCUUAUCAACCAGGUCGCAAAGGAGAUUUGGGUGUGUGAAAGGCAGACGGUGACUCCAUGGAAGGGAGACAUCUUAUCUUACAAGGAAGAACUCAGAAGAAAGAUCGCCAAAGCUAACAAGUGAACCAAAUGAUGACCUUAACCGGAAAAAUAAGAAAGUCUGGAAACCGUAUCCUUAUCUGGGACUGAGGACCUAGGACAGGACUGAAUUUAAUUCUAGACAAGGAGACAUUGUCUAAAUACAAGAACUCAAAAUUUCUCGAUCUCAUCUAUUUGAAAAUUAUAUUGCUCUAUAUAAAUAAAUCCCAAUAUAUUUUAUUAUAAAAUAUUUGCUGGCAUAGAAACAUAACGUUUAACCAAUUUAUUUUAUUUUAUCGUUUGCAUAUUGUUAGCCUAAAUUUUAGCUAAAUUAUCUUUCAAAAAAGCAAACUUUCUGUAGCUUGAUUCCUGUAAAAACAGGAAUUUGAUGAAUUCCUACGCUCCUAUAUUCCAAAUCAUGGAAAUGAAGAGCAAAUGUGUCCCAAGAAUAAACACUCUCGUGUGUUCUGUUCUGUAUAUGGUGUAGCGAAAUCAAACCUGUCUAUGUAUAGCUAUUUAAAAUACAAGUAAUCUAUAUUAUCGCCUUAAGAAAAAGGUCGACUGUAUAUAAAAAUGCUUUGUAUUUAUACUGAAUUCUGUUAACCCCUGUAAAAUCCAUUAAAUAAAUAAUUUUAUCUUC
Nematostella vectensis (starlet sea anemone) is the source of this 2503-nucleotide messenger RNA. Its product is annotated as ATP-binding cassette sub-family F member 2. NCBI's taxonomy places the organism in Eukaryota, Metazoa, Cnidaria, Anthozoa, Actiniaria, Edwardsiidae. Gene Ontology annotation, molecular function: ATP hydrolysis activity; ATP binding. The transcript is spliced from 11 exons. The record is from RefSeq and is a predicted model, not a curated record. Bases 152 to 1909 code for a protein of 585 amino acids.